GUUGGCGUGGUUGAGAUAUUUUCCUCUUUCUUUUCAACAUGUGGACCUGUAUAGCUUGUGACAAAGUUCUUAAUAGUUUGCAACAGUACAAAGAACAUUUAAAUUCUAAAAAGCACAAAGAUAAAGAGGAACAAAAUGAAAACUCUCAGGCCAAGUCUGCACAGGGUUCUUUUUCUAAUACUUCAAGCAACUUAGAUGAGAGUGUGAUUCCAUUCAAUUUGGGCUUUAAAUGUCUUGCUUGUGAAAUAUAUCUUAACAGCCCUCAGCAAGCUGAACAACACAAGAGUGGUGAAAAGCACCAAAAAAUAAGAAGCAAAACAAGAGGUAAAGGUCAAAACUCAGCCAAUUCUUGUGCCCAAACCACUUUUUCAUCACAUACUACUUUCAAUGAAAUUCCGCCGUGCAGAGUAAAUGGUAUUUUGUGUUCUACUUUGAAUGAGUUAAAUGAUUGUUUAUUUCCCCCUAGUGUGGGCAUUAAAUGUAUUGGUUGUGGUACACAUCUUAAGAGCUCUCAGCAAGCUGAACAUUAUAAGACUUAUGAAAAGCAUAUAAAAAUGAGAAGUAAAACUGGUGAAAGAGACCACAUUUCUUCUAAAACUUCUAUUUUCAAUGAACUUCAGCAGUUCAAAGAUCACCCUUAUACAGAUACACACGGAGGUAAGUUAGAACAACAUGAAAACUUCCAGUUUAAUUCUAUACUGAAUGUUUUGUCUAAUACUUCUUUAAAUGAUUUAGAUGCGGAUAUAGUUCCAGUUGGUUCAGGAUUUAAAUGUCUUGCUUGUGAUAUCUAUCUUAAUAGCCUUCAGCAAGCUGAACAACAUAAAAGUGGUGAAAAGCACCAAAAAAUGAGAAGUAAAACAGGUGAUAAAGGUGCCCAAACCACUUGUAGUCCGGCGAAAUUCAAUAACGAAAAUAUCUUAGUAAAUGAUGAUCAUUUUCAAAACAUAAAAAUUGAAGACGUGUUGAAAGAAAUCAAAACAUUUAAAGUUGAUGAAGCUAUAUCUUUUGAAAAAUCAGUUGCAUAGCUGCAAUUUGAAGAGGUUAAUUUUGCAAUGUUCUAUUAAAAAUACAUAUUUUCCUUUAAACAUGUAUUUCGUCAAUUGUAUAUGCUAAAAUUUAUUCAUGUAUAGAUUUUUAGCUCUUACAUAAAGGAAUAUUUAUGUUAUAGAAGCCUUCAAAGUCCAAAGUCCAAGUUUCUUUAGUAAUUCUUCCAUUGGGGAGAAAAAUUAUUCUGGUACGUGUUGUCACUAUCAAAAUACAGUGCAUACACUGAAACAUAUUUCAUUAUUAUAUUGUAUUAUGAAUUUAAUUAUCUUACUUCAUUUAAUAAAUUGAACAAAGUAAGAAAAAUAAACAUUUCAAGUGCAACAAUAGCAAAAUAUUAAUGCAAUAAGUAGUAUUGUUUUUAAUGCCAUUUUCUCAAAACCAUGGUGCCUUUGGAAAGAGUUGUUUUUAGGGUAGGCGUUCAAAUCCAAAUGUCAUAGUGAAGACAAUUUGCCGAUUCUUAUUUUCUGAUGAUUAGACUUUUUUUUUUGGUUCAAAAAUUUUGGUAAAACUGAACCCUUACAACGAUUCUAUGCUUUCCUAGGGACGCAUGCCGCUCAGAUUGGAAGCCACUAAGUAAAUGAAAUGUUAUAUAGCUUAAUCAUUGAUAGUAGCAAUAUACCGGUCUCAUAAAUCUGCAGAAUUUGUCAUUCGUGAUAAAUCAAAAAAUUCUUAACCAAACAUUUUGCAUUUCUUCUGUGUAUUCUAUAACAAGUUGUGCUAGAAAGACUUUCUUCAUAGAAAAGGUGUCACAUGUUAGAAAAUGUUUAUAAUUUAUCAUUUUGUGUUUUUAAAAUUUUGUAAAGAUUCCUUUUUUAGUGCAAUUUUUAAAGUUUUCUAAAGAUGAUAUCGCUUUUUCAAAUCAAUGAGCUUCUGCUGUACUUAUAAAACACAAACUUUUAGUGUAACAUAUUCUUCCUUAAUGUUGUGUCUGUUCAUUUACCAUAAAAAAUUGCAUAUGGUUCUUUUUCAUGAAAUAAAUACUUAUUUAGAUAUGGUUCUCAUGCAAUGUUCUCAAACUUAUUUCGUAAAUUCUCUGUCAUGCAUAAUUUUCUUGUGCCUAUUGAUCCAUUCUUUUAUCGGUUUUGUUUACAUCACUUCAAUUACAGUAAAACAAGUAAUUUUCUUUAUUAUGUUUGAAAGAUGAGGCAUGAUUAAUGUUAUCAAGUCAUUUUAUUGAGUUCAAAUAUAUAAAUCCUUUUUAUUUUAGUUUAAAAUUCAGACAGAAUAGUACUAAAAAGAAACAACACUAUCGGUCUACUAAGAUCCCUUCCUUUUCCAAAUCAAUCUAAAAUAACUUGUUGAAAAAUUAAUGUACAGUAGAGUCUCGAAAGUUCGAGCUUCCGCCUAAUCCGAGGCGCUUCAUUAUUUUCAGUUAUAUUUUUUAGUAGCCAAAAAUUUGAUUUUCAUUAAAAUCUGAAAAUAGAAAUAUUUACAGCUGUAAAACUUAUUGACUUCAUUCAAUAAAUAAUACAAAUACAAUGAGAGGUUGAUUAUGAUGUUUUGGUUGCUUUGCACAUAUAUGCGUACAGAUAUAGAGAAAAAAAUUAAGUUAAAUUUUGUCUAAAAGCAAUUAAAAGAAAAAUUAUGGUUAAGUUUUAGUAAUAUUUUGUAGGCAAUUAGUACUUUUUCUUAUGCAAGGAAGUAAAAGGUGCUCCUCCUUAUAUUUUUUAAGUUGUGUAAAUUUAAAAGUGAAAAUUUUUCCAGAUAAUCAUAGUUUUCAGUAAUCCAAGGUGAAGUGAGCCCCAGUUACCUCGGAUUUUUGAAACUCCACUGCAAUACUAAUCAACUUUUAGACCACAUAGUAGAUGAUCAAAAUUUGUAUAACAUCACGAGGCUCCCUCCUCCCUCUUUUUUUUUUUUGGAUGGGGGCAUGUUUAUUACAAGAAUAAUAUCAGAGACAUCUUAUUUAAAUAAAUUAUUGAUAGAUUUUUAAAACUUACUUCAGUUUCAUUGUAAAUGUGUGGCUUAUGGCAUAUGUACAGCAUAACAAAGGUUUCCUGUGUGUUUUUUUAGGUGCUUUGAUGCAUUUUCCCUAUUUUGUAUUACAUAUUUACAUGUACCUGAACUUUUUUCAUGAUCUUUUACAACUUCAAAUGUGUAUUAAAAUCUAUGUAUUUAAUAUUAUGCUAAAUAUAAUUAAACAGUAUUUUGCU
This is a messenger RNA of Uloborus diversus, 3200 nucleotides long. RefSeq names its product zinc finger protein 346-like. The transcript has 2 exons. NCBI's taxonomy places the organism in Eukaryota, Metazoa, Arthropoda, Arachnida, Araneae, Uloboridae. The record is from RefSeq and is a predicted model, not a curated record. The coding region runs from base 39 to 1025 and encodes 328 amino acids. Gene Ontology annotation, molecular function: zinc ion binding; nucleic acid binding.